CUCCGCUUGAUGUUCACAACAUUUUGAGACAGCGAUUCAACUCAGCAUAUCUAAGAAGUUAUUGUCUAUUCCUAUUAACCGCAUCAUGACUGACACGUAUUUCAGAUUGGCUGACGCUUUGGAAAGCAGCUACAAGCCCGACUCUGUGGAAAUUGACUCUUGUAUGUACUGCCAUCACGUGGUCAAGACCAGUGACCAUGAUUCAGAGUGUGGCCUACAUUCAGGAAUCGACCUGGAGUUGUCCGAACAGCCACAAAACUUGCGUAAUGUGGUCAACCUCGUCAUUGCCUUGCACCGCAUGAAGAAAACCCAGAAAGUGCAGAGCACCGAGUUUACCGACGAUGAGCUAUGCAACAUAUUCUUGGAGAACUUGGUGGAAGAGUAUGUGACGCCGACAGUCCAUGAACGAACUCACAAGGCUGCCGACCACUACAACUAUAAAGGUCCGGUCCAAAAGUGCUACAUCUGUGACGAGUUCCAGAAGAGCCUGGUUCUGAAUAAAAGCUUCACCACCGAACUGCAGGCCAUCACACUCCAGGGAAACAACUUGAGCAGGAGAGUGGAACUGGAACUGUCCACAUACAAAGCCUCUGUCCCACGUGAGAGGGGCCAGCCUAUCGCCUUGGGGGUGGGGGGUAACCUCUACCUUUCAUGCACAUCUACCUCGGGGAAACCUGUCCUGGGCCUGGAGAUGGUGAACAAGGAGGACCUGAAUAACAUCAGUGGUGACAUGGAGCGAUUCCUGUUCAUCAAGACAGUCAGUGGCCAAACACUGACCAGCUUCGAGUCGGCCAAGUUCGAGGGCCAUUACAUCAGCACGUCCUACACUAAUAGACAGCGUGUGGACAUGUGCUUGACUCAGGACGCACCCAACCGCCUGACAUCGUUCAAGAUGAUCGUCCUGUGAUACUGCCUUUUCUGCCACGUACACCAAACAUCCAGAGAGUAUGUACUAUGUACAGCCCUGUGCCUGGGUGACAUGUGCUGGACUCAACGCAACCAACUAUCUGACCUUGUUUAAGAUGAUGUUUAACAAGUUAAGUAGAAGUUCAUAUUCCUAUGGAUGGCAGACACCUUAUUUAUUUGUAUUGAUGAUGUCACUGAAGUUGUAAUAUUUAUUUAAUUAUUUAAUGACACCGAGUUUGUUCCUUGAUUUUUUUAAAUUUAUAUAUUUAUUUAUUCUGUGUAUCUAUGUCUGCUUUGUAACGACUUCUAGUUCUUUUAUUUAUUGAAUUUGUGAGCAAUUACCAUCCUGGAGAAUCGUCUACCAUGAUUUCUUAAAUCAAACAGCAAAUAUUAGCUCAAGGGCUAUCUUUAAAAUAGUCAACGUAGAAGUGUUUAAGAUGAUGUUCUUAACAAGUUAAGUAGAAGUUCAUAUUCAUGUGGAUGGCAGACACCUUAUUUAUUUGUAUUGAUGAUGUAACUGAAGUUGUAAUACUUAUUUAAUUAUUUAAUGGCAUGGAGUUUGUUCCUUGAUUUUUUUAAUGUAUAUAUUUAUUUAUUCUGUGUAUCUAUGUCUGUUUUGUAAGGACUUCUAGUUCUUCUAUUUAUUGAAUUUGUGACAGAUGACCAUCCUGGAGAAUCAUCCACCAUGAUUUCUUAAAUCAAACAGCAAAUAUUAGCUCAAGGGCUAUCUUUAAAAUACUCAGCAUAGAAUAAUUGACAUUGAAUUUCAUGUCACAUCUGCAAUUAUUGUGGUUGGAAUGUAACUCUUCCAGAGCUGAUAAUACUGUUGUCUUUAGAAAUAUGAGCUAUUUUGAAAAUGAUGAAGGUGUUUUGUUUGCUUCGGUUUGCAUUCAAAAUAAAGGCUUUCGAGAAUCAGA
Clupea harengus (Atlantic herring) is the source of this 1823-nucleotide messenger RNA. Its product is annotated as interleukin-1 beta-like. Gene Ontology annotation, molecular function: interleukin-1 receptor binding; cytokine activity. Lineage: Eukaryota; Metazoa; Chordata; Actinopteri; Clupeiformes; Clupeidae. The record is from RefSeq and is a predicted model, not a curated record. Gene Ontology annotation, biological process: positive regulation of gene expression; neutrophil activation; inflammatory response.